Molecule: messenger RNA, 393 nt
Organism: Fusarium keratoplasticum
Lineage: Eukaryota; Fungi; Ascomycota; Sordariomycetes; Hypocreales; Nectriaceae
Exons: 4
Coding region: 1-393 (130 amino acids)
Source: RefSeq, a predicted model, not a curated record
AUGCAUGCCUCGACUCUUCUCUACGGCUUGGUCUUCCUCCAGGGAGCCAUGACGUCCCCGGUCGCUGAACCUGUUCAGGGGCCUGAAGUUGAGCCUCGAGCCAUGGAGCGUCGGGCCCCUACCUCUGGUGAUAUCCCCUUCCCCCGCUUCCCCUCCCGUAAGCCAAAGGGAGGCAAUUGUCCCACUAGCAGUGGUGGUUCGGUCUCGCAGUCCAACCUUUGCUCCGCCGGCAACCCGUACUGCUGCACCAGCGACGGCAAGGGCGGAAACGUCUGCUCCAACUCGUCCACCUGCGAGCAGACCGUCAUCUGCUGCAACAACAACAACGGUUAUCAGAUCUGCAUCGGCGACAUUGACUUCAACAUGCCCAUCACCAUCAACAUCUACGAGUAG